This is a messenger RNA of Penicillium soppii, 873 nucleotides long. Its product is annotated as haloacid dehalogenase superfamily protein. The coding region runs from base 1 to 873 and encodes 290 amino acids. The transcript is spliced from 3 exons. Lineage: Eukaryota; Fungi; Ascomycota; Eurotiomycetes; Eurotiales; Aspergillaceae. Gene Ontology annotation, molecular function: phosphatase activity. The record is from RefSeq and is a predicted model, not a curated record.
AUGGCUUCCAAUGAACUUCCCCGCAUCCGAGCAUGUCUCUUUGACAUGGAUGGUUUGUUGAUUGACUCGGAGGAUCUGUACACUGUGAUCACGAACGAAAUUCUCCAGAAGUAUGGCAGACCUCUGCUCCCCUGGUCAAUUAAGGCGCAGAUGCAAGGUCGUCCACAGCCAGAGGCCGGCAAGAUCUUCCACGAUUUUGCCCAGCUGCCAAUCAGCGAUGAGCAAUUGAACAAAGAGCGAUUCGAACUACAGCAAAAAUACUUCCCACGCUCGCAGGCACUUCCCGGCGUGCCAACCCUACUCUCAAACCUCAAGUCCACAGGGUCAACUGACGAGCCCGUGUACAUCGCGCUGGCCACCUCGUCGCACCGCACCAACUACAAAUUGAAGACGGAUCACUUGACAGAGCUUUUCUCUGUAUUCCCCGAAGCAAAUAAGGUCCUCGGCGACGACCCACGGAUCGGAAAGGGACGAGGCAAGCCUCUUCCGGAUAUCUACCUGCUUGCGCUGGAGACCAUAAAUGUGGAUCUGCGCGCCAAGGGAAAGAUGGAGAUCAAGCCCGAGGAGUGUCUUGUCUUUGAAGACGCAGUUCCCGGCGUCGAAGCCGGUCGUCGUGCCGGUAUGCAAGUCGCCUGGGUCCCACACCCCGGUCUCCUGGGUGCCUUCAAGGGCCGGGAGGAAGAGGUGCUUGCUGGAGCUACCGGCUCGCAUAAGGAAGAUGAGAAGGCCGAUGCUGAGAAGGAGGCUGAGGAACUCCAGGCUUGGCGUGUGAAGGGUGCCGGACAGCCCGGCAAGAUUGGUGACGGAUUUGGUCAGAUCUAUUCCACUUUGGAAGACUUCCCGUACGAGAAAUAUGGCAUUCGGAUUCCUUAA